Molecule: messenger RNA, 1338 nt
Organism: Nerophis lumbriciformis (worm pipefish)
Lineage: Eukaryota; Metazoa; Chordata; Actinopteri; Syngnathiformes; Syngnathidae
Source: RefSeq, a predicted model, not a curated record
AUGUGGGUAGUGGAGAAGAUCCGAGUGUCAAUGGAGAGCUCCAUCCUGCCCAUGUCAACAACGGAUUUCAACUUCAAGAUCGGUGAAAUCAUGUUUGGGGAAAAGUCGGACAAAGACAAAAAAAUUUCCCUCUUCCCUAACGUCAUCACCCCAGACAACAUCCCUGAGUUCUGCAUCCCGCCAACAAUUCCUUCCCUGCAGGAGCUAAAGAAUGCCGAACACACACGAACCCUUCGUGCUACCAAAAUGAGUCUUUGCGAAAAGGCUGAGGUUAAUGCGGUGCACCAUGAGCCUUUGAACCCUCACAUUAUCCAGGUGGAAAGUGUGGAUGAGGGACCUUAUGAUGGCUGUAGUGACGAGGAAACAACAAACGCAGACCCCCAAAGCCAGGCUGCUUUGUCUCUCCCCCAUAUGGCAAAAGCGCAGACCUGCUACGGCUUUUGCACCUUAUUGGAGAGCCCCCACACCAGGAGGAAGGAGUCUCUCUUCCACGAACCAGGUUCCUCUCCACUCUUGCUUCCUAGGAGCCGAUCCGCCACCUGCACUAAAGUCACCUCCCCAACUUUGUCUUCACCUUCCUCCUUUAGCCUCAAUGCUUUGUCCUCCAGAUUUGCCACGAGAGGACACUGUCUCAACUGGCAGGGCGCUCUAGACAGUGAUACCACAUCCUCGACUGAGUCAUCGCCCUUCAAUUCGCCCCUUCUGACUAGAUGCCCCAACAAGUCAUCCCUCUUCAAGGCACUGAGCCAUGAACUUCUGCUAUCACGGAACAUGAGGAAGGCAAUGGUGUCCAGGAAUAAUUCCCUGUCCACAGAUGAAGGCAGCUCGACUGAUAACAGUCCUAAUGUGAUGAGGAGGGCGUCAGAGGACAUAACAGAGGGCCUCCCCAGCUGCUAUAGCCUGGCACCCCCAACUAUCUUCCCCAUGGAUUUGACGCUGCAUAAGGAGCGGGUAAUGAAGGAAAAAAUGGUUCCGAUAGGGAAGGACGGCAGCCUGAGACUUUCGGCAGAGUACUGCUCAGAAAACCAAAGACUAAGGGUACGACUGAUCAGUGCCGAGGGCUUGUACCCGCUGUCUGUAGACCCCAAGAUCAUUAACUGCAGUGUCAGCAUCUCACUGGCUCCAGGAAAAGUUCAGAAACAACGAAGCACUGUCAUCCGAAAGAGUCGCAAUCCCAUCUUCAAUGAAGAUUUCUUUUUCGACGGCAUCUCAGAGCAAGACAUCAAUGUGCGCUCGCUUCGCUUCAAACUGGUCAACAAAAUGUCCACCCUUAAAAGAGACUAUCUUCUGGGUAGCUGUGAUCUGCCACUUAGUACCAUUGUCACCUUAAACCAUUAA